AUGAAGAAGAUAGGGGGUGGAAAAAUGGCGUCGCAGUAUUACCAAGAAAUGCAGGAGAGCUUCAGAAAUAACAACAAAAGUCGGGAAUUCCCGGCUCAUACAGCCAAAGUACACUCGGUGGCGUGGAGCUGCGAUGGAAGGAGGCUCGCCUCCGGCUCGUUUGAUAAAACAGCCAGCGUUUUUAUCCUGGAAAAGGACCGCUUGGUGAAGGAGAACAACUACAGAGGACAUAGUGACAGUGUGGAUCAGUUGUGCUGGCAUCCAACCAACCCGGAUCUGUUUGUCACUGCGUCUGGGGACAAAACCAUUCGCAUAUGGGACGUACGCACCACCAAAUGUGUCGCCACAGUCAACACAAAGGGUGAGAACAUUAAUAUCUGCUGGAGUCCAGACGGUCAGACAAUCGCAGUCGGGAACAAAGACGACGUGGUGACCUUUAUCGAUGCCAAGACGCACCGCUCCAGGGCUGAAGAGCAGUUCAAGUUCGAAGUGAACGAGAUCUCCUGGAACAACGACAACGACAUGUUCUUCCUCACCAACGGGAACGGCUGUAUCAAUAUCCUCAGUUAUCCGGACCUGAAGCCCAUUCAGUCCAUCAACGCUCACCCGUCCAACUGCAUAUGCAUCAAGUUUGACCCCACGGGGAAAUACUUUGCCACAGGAAGCGCUGAUGCUCUCGUUAGUCUGUGGGACGUGGAGGAGCUGGUGUGUGUCCGCUGCUUCUCCAGACUGGACUGGCCAGUGAGGACUCUGAGCUUCAGCAAUGAUGGGAAGAUGUUGGCCUCCGCGUCUGAGGAUCAUUUCAUUGACAUCGCAGAGGUGGAAACAGGUGAGAAGCUGUGGGAGGUUCAGUGCGAUUCCCCAACGUUCACAGUCGCCUGGCACCCAAAGAGACCCCUGCUGGCCUACGCCUGCGACGACAAGGAGGGCAAAUAUGACAACAACCGAGAGGCAGGGACAGUUAAACUGUUUGGCCUUCCCAACGACUCCUGAGGAGCAUCAGCUCGUCUGUUGACAGGAGUAUUUACACCUUGAUGACAAAGGCAGUGAGAUGUUAAAAAGAGGAACUGCAGUAACCUUCUGACAUCAGCAGGUGGUGCAACUUUCCUUACUUUGCUCUGAAUCGGCUGACGUCAUUCACUGGUUGUUUUUAUACAGUAAAAUCUCAUAGCUGUAAAAUAUUUUCAUGUAAAAUAAAGCGUGAUUUUUUUUUUUUUAA
Molecule: messenger RNA, 1219 nt
Organism: Xiphophorus hellerii (green swordtail)
Lineage: Eukaryota; Metazoa; Chordata; Actinopteri; Cyprinodontiformes; Poeciliidae
Gene: thoc3
Product: THO complex 3
Exons: 6
Coding region: 1-993 (330 amino acids)
Biological process (GO): mRNA export from nucleus
Cellular component (GO): THO complex part of transcription export complex
Molecular function (GO): protein binding
Source: RefSeq, a predicted model, not a curated record